Molecule: messenger RNA, 1005 nt
Organism: Amoebophrya sp. A120
Lineage: Eukaryota; Dinophyceae; Syndiniales; Amoebophryaceae
Source: the annotation of a GenBank genome assembly
AUGGACUGGCAGGACGAAAUAGGACGCCGGGUGCUCAGGUGGCAGACUCCAGGAGGGCUGUUCUCGAGGUAUCAAAUUUACACGUUUUUUGCAAUUCGACAAGAUUGAAAAUUCAAUUCACCAAACAGACACGGAUAUCGAUAUACUCGCAUGAUGACAUGGGAAUGUCGUGCACCUGUGCUCUGCUCUUCUACACUACAAGUACAAGUAGCAAAAAAAUCCUCUGACGUAUUCGUCGCACCUCUGUCAGGUUAAAGGCACGACGCUCGUCGGGUGGAUCACCUCUGCUCGCAAGACAACAACCGGUGCGGUGCGACUACCCCCUGCCAUGGAGAUUUGAUUGGGGUAUCAUUUCUGAUAUGUAGUUGACGGUGCUACUGCAAGUCGUGUACAUAAGAAAGGAGAAACAUCUAUUGAAAUGCUCCAACUUCCACAAAUGUAGAUUGAAGUACAUCAAAACUACAGGUGGUCACGACCCAGCGUGCCCCAUGAUGGAGAUGGUGAUUACCAUGCACAACAGCAUGUACGCCAUGUUUACCGGGAUUGUGUUCUGGGUCUGCUGGAUUUUCUUCCGCCCCCGACACAAGUGUCUCAACUUCGGCCGCUGAAGCAUCUUUCCGGCGGUUGUAAUUAUAGGGAUGAAAAAUUUAUGAAACUUUUCAUAUGUUGGCGUCGUGGUUUUGUACGCGUGCUUCUACUUACGUGACGUAAAUAAUGACCGUGCAGAAAUAGAAGCAACACGCCUCAAUAAAAAAAAAAACGAGACGGAAACAAAACGACUACAGCGAAGCCAAGGAACGAGUCCAUCACUUCUGAAGAACACACAGUUUUUGUGUGAAAAUAUGACUGAACGCGCUUUCAUGUUGGAUGUGCAGACUCUCAAGAAGACGAGAGAGAGAGUGUUGGGUACGAUAGCGAACGAAAAUGGAACAAGAAGCAGCUUUUUUACCUAGCGGGUGAUAAAAUGCAGAUCCACAUCCACGACCACGACAGUAAGUAGACCCG